Exophiala spinifera is the source of this 2115-nucleotide messenger RNA. RefSeq lists its product as uncharacterized. The record is from RefSeq and is a predicted model, not a curated record. The transcript is spliced from 3 exons. Lineage: Eukaryota; Fungi; Ascomycota; Eurotiomycetes; Chaetothyriales; Herpotrichiellaceae. The coding region runs from base 1 to 2115 and encodes 704 amino acids.
AUGCUGUGUGGCCACUGCUGUCAGCUCGUCCAGCAGAUCGAACUGGUUAAGCCUGGCGCACAAGUCUUUCGCGAAGCCACCACUGAGGAAUUCGAAGAGUCAUUGAAUCGGAACUGUUACCUUUGCACACGGCUACGAAUACAGCUUGGGGAUGCGAAAUGGAAACACUUGUUUUCACAUCUCUCCCGGCAGAACUCGAUUGCCUUUGACAAGUCCCUGAGUGCAGCUGAUGGCUUCUCUCUCGUCAGAUUGGGAUGCAAACUGACGCCAUUUGAUGGCCACGACCGUGAUGGAACUACAAUAGGUGGGAAGAGUUAUUCCUAUGGCUAUCUGCAGGUGACGAUUGCUCCAUGGGCUCGUAGUUCACCACAUCUUCCGGUCCAAAUCGGUGUCCGAAAUGCAACUUGCACCUCGGACGCAAAAGUUCUUGACCUCGUACGCCACUGGCUUGAGACCUGCCUGUGUUCGUCAUUGCAUACAACAUGUCCUGGGCAAAACAGACAAACCUCGUUCCACCCCACUCGUCUGAUCGAUAUUGGCUCGGGCCACGGGGAUCGUGGUCAUUGGAGAUUGAUGAACCCCAAGGCUGAGAGACUGUCGGCACCAUACAUUACACUGAGCCACCGAUGGGGUAAUGAAACUCUCAAACUCAACCGAGACACCCAGGAGAGUAUGAUUCGAGGUUUGCCGAUCCUAGAUCUGCCAGGUGCCUACCAGAACGCCAUUCGCGUUGCUCGACGUUUGGGCAUUCGCUAUCUCUGGAUAGACUCAAUAUGCAUACGGCAAGAUACUCCUGAGGACAUCCAACAUGAAGCAGAGGGUAUGGCAGAGAUCUUCGGCAACGCCCUAUGCAAUAUUUCGGCUCUAUCGGGGAGACAAGAUGGCCUUUUCUGCUCUCGAAACGAUGAGGUGGUCAGUAGUGACAGCGUGGUUAUACAAUCCCAAGACUAUGGGCUCUCCGGAUCCUACAUCAUCAAUGACCUGCAAUUGUGGAGAGGAGAGCUGGUCCACACACCCCUGACUACCCGUGGGUGGGUACUUCAAGAGGAACUUCUCGCUCCCCGUACUGUGUAUUUUGGCGCUCGGCAGGUUCUCUGGGAUUGCCCUGGCUUUCGAGCUUGUGAGACAUAUCCCACGAUGCAGCCAAAAAGACCCCUGAGUAUGUCUAUGGAUAUUGACAAGCAUUGUUACUUUCUGCACGACGAGGAACUUGGGCCCAUUGCUUCGGUACUCGAAGCUGCACAGUCUAGCAUGGACCAUGCUAGUGUGAGUUCAUCACCUCACGACGAUCGGUCGGUAUUAUUUCAAGUGUGGACGAGUUUGGUGGCUCAUUAUUCCUUGCGCAACCUGACAUUUCCAGAUGACAAACUUUUGGCCAUCGCCGGUAUCUCGAAGCUGUUUGGGAGAAUAAUGAGGGAUAGGUUCCUUGCAGGGCUUUGGCACAACCACUUCCUCGACGGUCUGCUGUGGUAUAUCAGACCCAAGACCAGAACAUAUGCCCCUUUGAGAUAUCGUGCUCCAUCUUGGUCCUGGGCAUCCAAGGACGGCUAUGUCAUGCACGCAGAAGCCGCCAGCAAUUCCUGGUCGGUCGCGAGAACUUUGAGCGUGGAAUGCACCACUGCUGAUGGCAGCGCAUUUGGAGUGGUCACGUCAGCUGUCCUACACCUCCAAGCACCGUGCCUGGAGUUAUGCGUCGAUAGGUCAGGGAAAUGGACCACCUCACAGGCUCCCGGAUUGCUUGUUCGACUUGAUUCCACGGAAGACGUGAGUGCGAGAGGAAAUGCCAUCGGUGCCAUUAUUCGGACGAGUGCCUAUCGAAUCGUCGAUGCAGAGACAGACGCCGCGCGCAAAGUCGUCCUCGCUGUGCACGGAAUCAUUCUCACAGAGUGCGUUGAUUCAGUCACCGGGCACGCAACUGGCACGUUUAGGCGAGUCGGGUACUUUGCAGUCGAAGACCGUAGACGGAGCACACUCGCACCAAACUGGUUACCGCGUGGUUGUAACCUCUUUCGCGAUAUAGGCGGUAGUGCAUCGGCAUCAUCAAUGCAGCAGGAGGAACAGGUGUUUCCUUUCGACGAGCAAAGGCAGUUUCUAAGCGAUUUCAAUGUGGUAUAA